This is a messenger RNA of Oryctolagus cuniculus (rabbit), 2598 nucleotides long. It is a transcript of the gene HS3ST1, whose product is annotated as heparan sulfate-glucosamine 3-sulfotransferase 1. The record is from RefSeq and is a predicted model, not a curated record. Lineage: Eukaryota; Metazoa; Chordata; Mammalia; Lagomorpha; Leporidae. Gene Ontology annotation, molecular function: [heparan sulfate]-glucosamine 3-sulfotransferase activity.
GCAGGAGCUGGUGCAUGGCUGAAUCCUCCCCGCUCCCGGGUUAAUCCGCAUCCUCUCGCUAACUCCAGAGCUAAUGUGAAGGCGUGUACAAUGCCAAUACCGCGCGCUCGCAAGCCGGGUCAGAGCGAGGAUCCUGGCCCAGGCGGCCACCCGGGUGCAGCGCCAGUUUCAGAGGACCGACGGCUCCCCCUGCUUCCCGGGCGGCACACGGAGCACCGCCGCCUAAGGACUGAGCACCAAAACGCCCGCCUGCAAGGUCUCCGGCGCGCUGGCAACCGCGAGCCGCCGCCACUGCCGGGUCUCCGUGGGUGCCUGCGUCCCUUCCACCGCGCGCUCGCCUGCCUGGACAUCCGCUCCACCUGCCGCGGGUGCUCGGCGGUGCUGCCCAUGGCCCAGCCUGAGAGCCGAUUGAGGGCGCCCGACGGGCUGGACGGCGGCGUGGCUCAGGGAGAAAAGAACCUGGACCAAGCCUAGCCAGGAGCCACCCCACAAUACCAGUAAUUGGCGGUCCGCAUCGCCCAUGACCCACUGAUCGGAGGCCACACCCUCGCUGCACGCUUCAUGACCCAGCGGCACUCGGCCCAGUGAAGCCACCGUGGUGUCCAGCAUGGCCGCGCUGCUCCUGGGCGCGGUGCUGCUGGUGGCCCAGCCCCAGCUAGUGCCUUCCCGCCCCGCAGCCCCCGGAGCCGAGCGGGGCCAGCAGGAGCUGGUGCGGAACGCGGGCACAGUCCAGGGCGACAUGGGGGACCGUGCGGCCCCCAACGGCUCCGUGCAGCAGCUGCCGCGGACCAUCAUCAUCGGCGUGCGCAAAGGCGGCACGCGCGCGCUGCUGGAGAUGCUGAGCCUGCACCCCGACGUGGCGGCCGCCGAGAACGAGGUGCACUUCUUCGACUGGGAGGAGCACUACAGCCACGGCCUGGGCUGGUAUCUCAGCCAGAUGCCCUACUCCUCGCCACACCAGCUCACCGUGGAGAAGACGCCCGCCUACUUCACGUCGCCCAAAGUGCCUGAGAGGGUCCACAGCAUGAACCCGGCCAUCCGGCUGCUGCUCAUCCUGCGGGACCCGUCGGAGCGCGUGCUGUCUGACUACACCCAAGUGUUCUACAACCACUUGCAGAAGCGCAAGCCCUACCCGACCAUCGAGGAGUUCUUGGUGCGGGACGGCCGGCUCAACGUGGACUACAAGGCGCUCAACCGCAGCCUGUACCACGUGCACAUGCAGAACUGGCUGCGCUUCUUCCCGCUGCGCCACAUCCACAUCGUGGACGGCGACCGCCUCAUCAGGGACCCCUUCCCCGAGAUCCAGAAGGUGGAGAGGUUCCUGCAGCUGUCGCCGCAGAUCAACGCCUCGAACUUCUACUUCAACAAAACCAAGGGCUUCUACUGCCUGCGGGAUGGCGGGCGAGACCGCUGCUUGCACGAGUCCAAGGGGCGGGCUCACCCCCAGGUGGAUCCCAAGCUGCUCAGCAAACUGUACGAAUAUUUUCACGAGCCAAAUAAGAAAUUCUUCGAGCUCGUGGGCAGAACAUUUGACUGGCACUGAGUUGCAGUAAGCUUAGGCCCUGGACAUUUGCUAUUGUCAGUUCGGGUGUACAUGGGGGGAGGGGAGAAUUUUAAAAGGGCAUUUAAGCUAUAAUUUAUUUGUAAAAUCCAUAAAUUACUUCUGUACAGUAUUAGAUUCACAAUUGCCAUAUCUAUAUAUAUAUAUAUAUACUAGUUAUAUUUUUCUACUUGUUAAAUGGAGGGCAUUUUGUAUUGUUUUUCAUGGUUGUUAACAUUGUGUAAUAUGUCUCUAUAUGAAGGAACUAAACUAUUUCACUGCAAAAAAAAAAAAAGAAAAAAUAGAUUUUUCUGGAGACGCUGUCUUUUUUUAAAUAUAACUGACUUGCCCCCAACUCAAAAUAGCUGUCUGUGUUGCACUCCUUGCAGAAUCUAUAUUCAUUUGUUACUUAAAAAAGUAAGGUUUUCAUGGCUAUUAAGAUGGUCUCUCCUCCCCUUUCCUUUCUGCUUUGCUCUUUUUAAUUAUUAAUGUCUCACUGUGGUCAUCGGAUUUAUUUAUUUUUUGCUUGCAUUGUAAGAUGUAUCUUCACUGAGUUUUCCUAUUAUUCAUGGAGGUUGCAUUGUCACCCAUUCCUGACUGCAGCAGGUACCCUCUGCAUGUGGCUUUUAAUCCCAAGUAAGCCCAGUAUGGAAAAAGUCAUGUUAAGAAUGGAGAAGCUGUUAAUAACCUGCAAGAGGUUCCCUGUAAUCCAUCUUUGUGGUCAGGAAUAUUUGCAGAUACUUCUGAUCUUAGCAAUCAGCAAACCACUAGUAAAGGGGAUUAUACCCUUGGCCUUCACAGUGUUUGGGGCUGUGUGCUCUGCUCCCUGUUGACAGCCUCUGGCAGGCCACUUAGAAUGGACAGUGGAAAUUGCAAAAUCUCUGUUGUGUGUUUCCAUCUUUUAGAUGCUGUGAAAAACUGACUGAAGUGGUAGCUCUUGCUUAGUUUGGAAGCCCAUGUUUAUUUCCUGAAAGAUCAACGUACAUUUAUAGACAGAUACACCCCAUGCAUUGGAACAUAAAUGUGUGAAUGUUUCAAAAUCAACUCCAAGCUUGGAA